This is a messenger RNA of Knipowitschia caucasica, 1509 nucleotides long. Lineage: Eukaryota; Metazoa; Chordata; Actinopteri; Gobiiformes; Gobiidae. The record is from the annotation of a GenBank genome assembly.
AUGAUUCAGCUGAAGAAGGAAGAGCAGAGAAACAAGGGGUUAAGGAGGUCGAGAGGGACAGAGGGCAGGGGCAGAGGACAGGGACAGAGGACAGGGGCAGAGGACAGGGGCAGAGGACAGGGACAGAGGACAGAGGACAGGGGCAGAGGACAGGGACAGAGGACAGGGGCAGAGGACAGGGGCAGAGGACAGGGGCAGAGGACAGGGGCAGAGGACAGGGGAAGAGGACAGGGGCAGAGGACAGGGGAAGAGGACAGGGGAAGAGGACAGGGACAGAGGACAGGGGCAGAGGACAGGGGCAGAGGACAGGGACAGAGGACAGUCGCUUCAGUCGCCUCAGACGCCUCAGUCGCUUCAGUCGCUUCAGUCGCUUCAGUCGCCUCAGUCGCCUCAGUCGCUUCAGUCGCCUCAGUCGCCUCAGUCGCUUCAGUCGCCUCAGUCGCCGCAGUCCGCUUCAGUCGCUGCAGUCGCUUCAGUCACCUCAGUCGCCUCAGUCGCCUCAGUCGCUUCAGUCGCCUCAGUCGCUGCAGUCGCUUCAGUCGCCUCAGACGCCUCAGUCGCUUCAGUCGCUUCAGUCGCCUCAGUCGCUUCAGUCGCUUCAGUCGCCUCAGUCGCUUCAGUCGCUUCAGUCGCCGCAGUCGCUGCUGUCGCCACAGUCGCCGCAGUAGCCGCAGUAGCCGCAGUCGCUUCAGUCGCUGCAGUCGCUUCAGUCGCCUCAGUCGCCUCAGUCGCUUCAGUCGCUUCAGUCGCCGCAGUCGCUGCUGUCGCCACAGUCGCCGCAGUCGCUUCAGUCGCUGCAGUCGCUUCAGUCGCUUCAGUCGCCUCAGUCGCUUCAGUCGCCUCAGUCGCUGCAGUCGCUUCAGUCGCCUCAGUCGCUUCAGUCGCCUCAGUCGCCUCAGUCGCCUCAGUCGCUUCAGUCGCUUCAGUCGCCUCAGUCGCCUCAGUCGCUUCAGUCGCCGCAGUCGCUUCAGUCGCUUCAGUCGUCUCAGUCGCUUCAGUCGCCUCAGUCGCCUCAGUCGCUUCAGUCGCCGCAGUCGCUGCUGUCACCACAGUCGCCGCAGUAGCCGCAGUCGCUUCAGUCGCUGCAGUCGCUUCAGUCGCUGCAGUCGCUUCAGUCGCUUCAGUCGCCUCAGUCGCUUCAGUCGCCUCAGUCGCUGCAGUCGCUUCAGUCGCCUCAGUCGCUUCAGUCGCCUCAGUCGCCUCAGUCGCCUCAGUCGCCUCAGUCGCUUCAGUCGCUUCAGUCGCCUCAGUCGCCUCAGUCGCUUCAGUCGCCGCAGUCGCUUCAGUUGCUUCAGUCGCCUCAGUCACUUCAGUCGCCUCAGUCGCCUCAGUCGCUUCAGUCGCCGCAGUCGCUGCUGUCACCACAGUCGCCGCAGUAGCCGCAGUCGCUUCAGUCGCUGCAGUCGCUUCAGUCGCCUCAUGCCGUGUUCAGACCGAUCGCGAUGGAGGAGUCAGGGGCGAGUGAUUUACAUGUUAUGUCUAUGGCCGGGUGCGCUCAGGAGCGAAUGA